AUGAAUGGAUUGCUGGCUCCCACUGGCUUCGGUCGCCUGCGGGUCCUUGUCGAGGUCUGCAUCUACUCCAUGCUCGGUUUCGUCGCCGACAUCUCCUACGAUGUUCUCCGUGCUCUGCGCAUAAUUGCGCCUAUGCGACCUGCCGCAGAUUACCAGCCGUCAAGCAUCGACGAUUGGACAGACGAACAGCUCAUAGACCUGCAUGUGAACGGCAGCGAGGAACGUGCUAGAUUGCCACCGCUGCACGUAAACCCGGACCCCAAGUUUGUCAACGUGUGGCCCUUGACGGAGGACACCGUCUGCAAGCGGGAUAAUCACGUUCCACAUGAUGGACCAUCUCCUGAGGCUACCGCCCUCGAUAUCGUCUUCCGGGCCACCACCAUACCUGUCCCACGCGUCCGCCGCACUCUGCACCUGUCGGACGAAUUGGUGGAUGAGACCUUUACCGUCAUGGAUCGCAUCCCAGGACGCCCUCUUGAACAAGUAUGGCCUACGCUCUCUCUCUUGGGCAAGCUGAGAAUCGCCUGCAUCCUCCGAAGCUAUAUCCGCCAGUUGCGCGCGAUCCGCCACCCUCGCGCCUUCAUUCCAGAACUGAUGUUCAAAGGCGCGCUCGAUAGGUAUGUGACGCCUUGGGAGAACGUGUCCCAGUUCGUCGCAUGGUUCGUUGAGCGCUACGAGCGCUCGCAGAGCUACUUCCCUGAGGUACACAAAGGGACGACGAUGGAACCGUUGGACGUCACGGGUCCAUUGGUGCUCACGCAUUGCGACAUCGCCAUGCGCAACGUGAUGAUGGGUGACGACGGGCGGGUGUACCUCAUCGACUGGGAGUAUGCCGGAUUUUAUCCGCGGUGGGUGGAGUAUGUGAACUUGAGGAACUGGAUACGCAUGAUGAGCUGGGGUGGGAUGUCGACGAGCGUGGACACGACGGACAAGCUUUGGCAUAUGUUGAUCCCCUUCAUGACGAUGGGCCCGUACCCUAAGCAGGAGCUGUGGUUCGAGCGCGCCCGCUAUGGGAUAGAUAAUUAG
Molecule: messenger RNA, 1026 nt
Organism: Epithele typhae
Lineage: Eukaryota; Fungi; Basidiomycota; Agaricomycetes; Polyporales; Epitheliaceae
Product: kinase-like domain-containing protein
Exons: 3
Coding region: 1-1026 (341 amino acids)
Source: RefSeq, a predicted model, not a curated record